GCACUUGCCACAUAUGUUACAUAGCAAAACUAUCCUUGUGGUUAUAUCCGUUUGAAACUACUAGUUAGACUAUAUAAAAAGCAGAUAUAUGAUGUGUGUAAUCUAAAUCGAUCUAAUGGUAUCAUUAGUGUCAUUUGAAUCAUAACGCUGCACCUGAUUGAAUAAAUACCAAGAAGAUGUUAUAGCAUCAACAUAUCGCAAUUUCGCCUAUACUGAAUCAUUGUUAAUUAGAUACAAUGUUGAGAUCAUUCAACUCUAACGGCUAUAAGGUUUAUGCCUUGUCUGCCGGUAAAACUGAUCCUAUGUUUCAUGUGAAAAAGAAGGCAAAAACAAAGAAAUCGAACAGUGAUGAAAACUCGAGAGUGGAAUUGAUCCAUGAUCUAGAGUUUCCACAGGCAUGUAAUACAGUCGACGUAUCCCCGGAUCAUCAAUAUAUCAUCGCUACAGGUGUUUACCCACCACAAAUCGGUAUAUACGACACUAAUGAGAUGACCUUGAAGCAUAGAAGAGGUAUUGAUCACGAAGUAUUGAAGACUGCGUUCCUGGAAGAAGAUUAUACUAAGCUGGCAUUUUUAUGUAAGAAUAGAGUAAUUGAAUUUCACGAUCGAGGAGGGAAAUACUAUUCUGUACGAAUACCUAAGGAAGGUCGCGACAUGAAAUACAUCUCAGAUAAUGCAUCAAUAUUUACAGUGUCAUCCAAUAAUGAAGUGUACCGUCUGAAUUUAGAAAAGGGGGCUUUCGAGGUACCUCUGAAAUCAGUAUGCAGCUACCUUAACUGCAUAGCAGAAAACCCAAUUAUCCCAGUGGUUUCAGCAGGAGGGCAAGGUUCUAUUCUUGAAAGCUGGGAUCUCAGAUGUCAAAAAUCAAUAUCGCAACUACUAUGCAAUACCCAGGAUACCGAUGAUAGCGUUACAUACUGUACAUAUGAUUCUAGUGGAAUGAAAAUAGCAGUGGGCACAGCCAACGGAUACUUGAAAUUAUAUGAUAUACGUAAUACAAAGCCUUUAUGGGAAAGAUUACAUGUUAAUGAAGAAGCAGUGAAGCAUAUUGAAUGGGUAGAUUCACUUAACCAUGCAGCCACAGGAGUUGGCAAAGAUACGUUAAUAGCAUGGUCGGAUCAUAAAAGCGUCAGGAUACAAAACUCAGAAGAUGGAGAUUUUAUUGCAUCUAUAGAAGGAUUGGUCACAGAUAACAAGAACCAGAUCACCAACAUCAACUCAUUCAGAUUCUUUCCGGAUACUGGUAUAUGUUUUGUGGUUGGUGACCAUACAAGAGUUGGGACUUAUUUCCUUCCUACUAUAGGAGCUGCGCCACAAUGGUGCUCAUUCCUUGAAAACAUCACCGAAGAAAUGGAAAUACCGUCAGGAGCGUAUUCCGGAAAUGCAGAGACACAGGCAUAUGAAGAUUUUGUGUUUGUGACUAAAGAUCAACUGGAAGAGCUUAACGCGCUACAGUUAAUCGGUACCAACAUGCUCAAGGAUUAUAUGCAUGGGUACUUCAUAGACAGAAAUGUAUACCAUGAUCUAAAGGAUGUUGCUAAUAACUUUGAUUAUGAAGCAUAUAGAAAGAAGAAGAUACAAGAGAAGAUCGAUGCAAAGAGGAAUAUGAGGCUACCAUUACGUAAGAAGAAGGUGGAGCCCGUUGUUAACGAGGAAUUGCAAGAAGAGUUACGUGAAACUGCAGAAGCAGAGAAUAAGAAGGGAGCGUCGAAGAAACAGCGUGAAAAGGCAAGAUUUGCAAAGGCAGCAUUACAAGAUGAAAGAUUUGCAAGAAUAUUCACUGAUGAAAACUUUGCCAUUGAACGGGUUGAUGCAUCAGAAAUCAACAAAUCAAGGAAGCACUUAGAUAACUAAAUUU
Babesia bovis T2Bo is the source of this 1857-nucleotide messenger RNA. Its product is annotated as ribosome biogenesis family protein. NCBI's taxonomy places the organism in Eukaryota, Apicomplexa, Aconoidasida, Piroplasmida, Babesiidae. Gene Ontology annotation, biological process: maturation of SSU-rRNA from tricistronic rRNA transcript (SSU-rRNA, 5.8S rRNA, LSU-rRNA). Gene Ontology annotation, cellular component: small-subunit processome; 90S preribosome; nucleolus. The coding region runs from base 237 to 1853 and encodes 538 amino acids. The record is from RefSeq and is a predicted model, not a curated record. Gene Ontology annotation, molecular function: protein binding. The transcript has 8 exons.